Necator americanus (New World hookworm) is the source of this 417-nucleotide messenger RNA. RefSeq lists its product as uncharacterized. The record is from RefSeq and is a predicted model, not a curated record. Bases 1 to 417 code for a protein of 138 amino acids. The transcript has 5 exons. NCBI's taxonomy places the organism in Eukaryota, Metazoa, Nematoda, Chromadorea, Rhabditida, Ancylostomatidae.
AUGUCUCACUGGUAUACAUUUGCUUCUCUUCUACUUGCUGCUUGGUUUUGGGAAAGCCACGAAGCCAAGCCUCCUAAAUGUACCUCUCUGAAAGAGUUUGCUUUGGAUGAAAAAAUCAAGAAUAAAUUAUCAUCACUGAUCACUGCUCAACUUCCCCAUUUGAAAUAUAAAUGCUACAAUGAGUUGAUAGCAGCACUGGUUUUGGACGAUCCUGAUUUGCGAUACGAGUGGAUUCAGAAACAAAACAUGUUCCCUCUUAUCGGUGACAGUCCAGAAAAAAUGGAUGUAAUGGAUGCAGUGAAUGCAGCAAUGAAAGCAUGGAAAGAGUACAUUCAUAGGAUCGGGAAGAAAACAGAAUUCGGAUGUGGCUAUGCAAAGAGAGAUGGCUUUCAUCGAUUUUUCUGUAUUCUUAAGUGA